Molecule: messenger RNA, 1592 nt
Organism: Lycium barbarum (goji berry)
Lineage: Eukaryota; Viridiplantae; Streptophyta; Magnoliopsida; Solanales; Solanaceae
Product: FAM10 family protein At4g22670-like
Exons: 11
Coding region: 122-1339 (405 amino acids)
Molecular function (GO): protein dimerization activity; Hsp70 protein binding
Source: RefSeq, a predicted model, not a curated record
GAAGAACCCAGUCAGCUUGAGUCCUCGCGUCACACCCUAACACAGCAUAAGGCAUAGUUUGCUUUUCAGUUUCUGUAUUUGAAAUAUUUUGAAUCUGUAAAAUCGUAUUUGAAAAAGGGGUAUGGAGCAAGCAAAGUUGAAUCAAUUGAAGCAAUUCGUCGAACAGUGCAAGUCCAAUCCUUCUAUUCUCUCUGAUCCUUCACUUUCCUUUUUCCGUGACUACAUUGAAAGUCUCGGUGGUAAAUUACCUCCAUCUGCUUACGAUGCCGGAGAUUACAAAGCGAAGUCUCAUGUGGUGGAUGAGAGUGAUGACGAGAUAGAUGAUGUUGAGAACGAUGCUAACACGAAAGAGACAGUUGAAGAAGAGGAGGAGCCUGAGAUAGUUGAAUCUGAUGUUGAGCUUGAUGAGAGUGACACUGUAGAACCUGACAAUGAUGAGCCACAGAAGAUGGGAGACUCUUCUGUGGAGGUGACUGAAGAAAGCCGCGAUGCUUCUCAGGAGUCCAAAGCUCAGGCCAUGGAAGCAAUUUCUGAAGGUAAGCUAGAAGAUGCAAUUGAGCAUAUUACAAAGGCAGUUCUCCUCAAUCCUAAAUCUGCAAUUAUGUAUGCUACUAGAGCUAGUAUUUAUAUCAAGAUGAAGAAGCCAAAUGCUGCCAUACGAGAUGCAACUGCAGCGUUGGAGAUAAACCCAGAUUCUGCUAAAGGUUACAAAACUCGUGGCAUUGCAAGAGCCAUGCUGGGACAAUGGGAGGCAGCUGCUAAGGAUCUUCACUUGGCUUCGAAGCUGGACUAUGAUGAAGAAAUAAGUGCUGUGCUUAAGAAGGUUGAGCCAAAUGCACAUAGAAUUGAAGAACACCGCAGGAAGUAUGAUAGGCUGCGCAAAGAACGAGAAGAUAGAAAGAUUGAGCGUGAGAGACUGAGAAGAAAGGCUGAAGCUCAGGCUGCUUAUGAAAAGGCCAAGAAGCAAGAAGAAUCCUCAUCAAGCGGGAGAGCUGGUGGCUUCCCCGGUGGGAUGCCAGGAGGUUUUCCUGGGGGUAUGCCUGGCAUGGGGGGCAUGCCUGGAGGUAUGCCUGGCAUGGGGGGCAUGCCUGGGGGUAUGCCUGGCAUGGGGGGCAUGCCUGGAGGUAUGCCUGGGGGCAUGCCUGGAGGUAUGCCUGGGGGCAUGGAUUACAGCAAAAUAUUAAAUGACCCCGAGUUAAUGGCGGCUUUCAAGGAUCCAGAUGUCAUGGCUGCCCUGCAAGAUGUGAUGAAGAACCCUGCUAAUUUGGCCAAGCAUCAAGCAAAUCCUAAGGUUGCUCCUAUUAUUGCGAAAAUGAUGGGCAAAUUUGCUGGAAAUUAGUGAGAGCUUUUGGGCUUUUGUGAGUACCGUAUCUAGAUUUUGAUAGAGAACAUGUGAUUUAUCGUAAGCUUGCUCAGAGUCAUGCUCCAAGAUUGUGUCUAAUCCAAGUUUAGGUUCACAGUAUCUGUUGUGCAAUGUUGAUAAUUGAAAUUGAUAUGUUUUUAUAGAUGACUUGUUAUUGCUAACUAUCAACUUAGCUUUCCUACUAGUGAGUGGUAUCCUGCUAUACAAAAAAUGCUUUCGAUUUGGAUCU